Molecule: messenger RNA, 769 nt
Organism: Rhododendron vialii
Lineage: Eukaryota; Viridiplantae; Streptophyta; Magnoliopsida; Ericales; Ericaceae
Exons: 1
Coding region: 1-603 (200 amino acids)
Source: RefSeq, a predicted model, not a curated record
AUGGCUGUGACGGAUGAACAAAAGGUUUUAUUGGCUACUUUUAUGUUAAAAGGAGAUGCUCGACGUUGGUGGGAAGUUACCAAACAAAGAUUGUCUGCACCAAUGGCAAAUCUUGAAAAUAAUGAUGCUCCUCCUAUACCUACGGUCAUCACUUGGGCUAUGUUUACCAAAGCUUUCCAUGAAAAGUAUUUCCCAAGGAGUUACCAAAUGGGUCAGAGGCGGGAAUUUUUGAAGUUGGAACAGGGGAAGAUGACGGUAGCAGAGUAUGAAGCCCGGUUUACAACCUUAUCACGUUUUGCUUUGAAUCUUGUUAGCACGGACGAGGACAAGUGCAGAAUGUUUGAGGAUGGGUUGAAUAUAGAACUUCGGCCUUAUGUGGCAAAUCAACGGUUAAAUAAUUUUGCGGAUAUGAUCGAAGUGGCAACAAACUUUGAGCGGGAUUUGGGGUUAUUGAAUGAACAAAGGGAGCAGAAUAAGAAAAGAAAAACAGAAUCUACAUCAGGUGGAAGGAACUUUGGCCAACAAUCCAUAAUUAAAGGCAGAGGAACUUCUACUUUUCAGAGCCAUGGUGGAAGUCAAUUUCGAGGAUUCCAAUCUGGAUAGCGAGCGAAUGUGUCAAAGCAACAAAGUCAGACGGGUUCUACUUUUUCUGGUGGUCGCAGCAAUGCCCUUACAUGUCAUAGGUGUGGAUCACCUGAUCAUUUCGUUCGAGAUUGUCCCGAACCAGAAUCAUUCCGUAGGUGUUUUAGAUGUGGGGAUCCGGGACAUU